Pecten maximus is the source of this 9100-nucleotide messenger RNA. RefSeq lists its product as uncharacterized. The record is from RefSeq and is a predicted model, not a curated record. Lineage: Eukaryota; Metazoa; Mollusca; Bivalvia; Pectinida; Pectinidae. The transcript is spliced from 3 exons. The coding region runs from base 1532 to 5053 and encodes 1173 amino acids. Gene Ontology annotation, molecular function: protein binding.
CGAAUACAAAUAGCUUUCGGUAAAGGAGGAAGAAAUGUGUCAACAUAUGAUUGUAACCGUUAUCAACAAUGUGGUUUCGAAAUGAAUCAAUAUUGCUUGUCGUGUUUAUCUAAAUCUCGUUAAUAUUACAUAGAAAAGAGCUACAAAGAGUUUACGUUAUAGGAGGAAGAAGAGAGUCAAUCCAUACUUGUAACUGUUACAGUGUGAUUACUAUACUGAAGUGGUUUCGAAAUGAAUCCGUAUCGCAUGUCUUGUUUAUUUAGAUCUUGUUAAUUUCAUAAAUAAAACGAGCUGUAACAAGAAAAAACGUUUACUCGUUUCACUAUUUGCAGUUGUUUUGAAGCCAAAAAAAAGAAAUAUUUUAUUUUAGUUACGCACAAAACUGAAAAGUAAAGUUUUUUCUUCUCAUCCAAUUAAACCAUUCGUAUUUUUGGAUUACUUGUAAGGAUUUCAGUUUAAUUCACGCUAACACUACGGUUACAUUUUGUGUAGCGGUCUCCAGUUAAAUCUAUUUUAAUCUGGAUGGUAUUCACAGGACUAUAGACACAUUCUAUAUCACACGACAGUAACAAUAUGACGUCAUUUUGGAGCCAAGAUGACCUAUGAUAUUUCAACAUUGGCAUGACGACUCCAUUGAUGACUUAGAACAAUCAUAUAGAUUACUAUGAUUUUCAAGUAACUGUUUCGGCAAAUAUAACUAUCAUAUUAGUUUCAGAUUACAUUGUAUAUGUAUUACCAAUAUAAAUACAAUCUGGCAACCAUUUGAUGGUUUGGUAGAAGAUUAUAUGAGUUAAUGACGUAAAAAGCACAUUGACAUUGUAAUGGAAAACUUAAAAUCAAACUCGCUUAAUGAAUAUUACACCAACAAAACUUAUUACGACAAUCCCCGCAACACGUCUAUAUUUGUUUUAUUAUCAUGAAACUUUAAUUGCCUCAAAAUAAAAUAUAAUUUCCAAGCCGAUUGGAAAAUCAACAAUAAAAACAAAAUGAUCACAAUUCCUAAAACCUAUGUAAUAUGUUUCAUAUCGGCAUCAUUCAAGGCAUGGAUUUAAAAUUUACAGCCAGUUUAUCACUAAGCUAAGGCAGAGGUUAUAAAUCAAUGACCGACCUGAAAGAUAGUUUGGUUGUGCCAGAACCUUGUGCUAGAGCUUGUCGUAUAAUGUAUUGAUCCAAAAGAUCUCAGCAUAAUAUAUUUUGAAGCAGACAAAAUGGCCGCUCAUUCUAGUGGUUAUUUUUCAAAUGAAUUUCUUCCUAACAUGACGUUGUUAGUAUGUUCAAUCAAGCAUGGAUUUAGUGCCUAUUAAUGUGUAAACCUGAUUUCGAUAAAGAUGUAGGCAGAUGCCUUUAAACUGCCCGAACACGAACCCCUUGAAGGACAACAUACCUGCCUACCUGGUAACUGGUAUCGGCCUCCAGGGUCAGGAGCGGCCAGACAUUCAUAAGUUACAACCAAUUGAAAAAGUGUGAUAAUGGAGAUUUAUUUCAUCUGUAUCGGACCUUUUACGUAGGACAGGGAUCACUGAACGUUAUCAUGGUGUUUGCAAGGAAAAUCAACCCCGAGGAUGCCAUCAACAUUUAUCGUGUUCACAUUCCGCACAUACAGCCUGCACAGCUUCACUUAUCACAAGAUGCCACAACACAAAGUCCAUUCGCAAUGUCUUCCACUCAGCUAAUUUUACCCAAACUAAGCCUCAUCAGCAAAUCAGCUUCUUUCUCUGAUUCAACAACUAACAACAAGUAUGGAUACAAGACCACUACAUCGGAUGAAGCAGAAACACCAGAGUCCGAUGAUGAUUUGAUGUUCGACGAGAAGAUGGAUUCCGGGAGUUCUUCAAGCCUGUCCGACUCCCUCAAUAAUGCUCUUGAAAUGCUGAACAGUUCUAGGCUUGAAGACGCCGAGAAACAACUUCUAAAACUUUAUCAACAGAUGCAAGAAAAACCAGAGGACAAUACUAAAAUCUUAGUACAGGUCUUGAACGGACUCGCUGAUGUUUGUAUUCGACGAAGUAGAAUGUGCAGGUCCAACCCGAUGGAGUGGCAAUGGCUUUGUAUGCAUGCGAUAUCCCUACUUCAGUACAAUUGUGAAGUAUGCGACUCCGAAUUGGAGGAAAACCUUGACAAUCAAGACACAGAAUGGUACACAGAGCACAAACUAGCUGCAGAAAUCAAAUGUCGUCCAUUAGAAGACAGCUUCAACAGAGCACUGUAUAAUUGUCUCAAACACGAGGGGAGAAAAUUCAUGGACCCCUUCCGGUCUUUUUCGUUCCCGAACACUCCAAGUACACCAUCUCUUGGAAUGUUUCCGCUUUCAUCGGGAAAUUGCUUUAGUCUGUAUCCAAGUAUGCACGACCGAUUAACAGGAAAAACCGACAACCAAGCCAGCGUGGAUGAUAUGAAUGUUGGUCUGGAUUGGCUUACAAAAUUUUUAGAGUACUGUCACGACAGAAUUCAAUCCAAGAACUUAGGGGAUAUUUUCAAUAGACUUUUCAAACGUAAAACUUCCUCUUCCCUUAAGGAAAAUAAUGAUGAUACUGCAAGUAUUAUGUCAGAAAGUUCGUGCAGUUCUCUGGACUGGGAUCAUGGUGAUUUACAGGGAAUCGAUGAAAUUGAUCCUAAUUCCAAAGAUUCGCCUGUGCCAGUGGUAGAUAACGCAUUCGGUUUCGAACUGGCAUCGAGUGACGUAGAUGAAGAUGGCUGGGAUUUUUUUCUGAAUGACAGGAAACACUGCAAGUUUCAGAGCGUCGUGCAAGUGUCUGGAAAUAGUAAAGGGAGAAAGGAGAGUAUACAGAACCAGAACCUGCUGGAUGUGCGUGCUUCGGAUAAUAAGUACAAAGACAAGGAAAUCAUAUCACCUCUUCAUGAGCACAGUAUAAAACUUACGUUAGCCAAAUCCUACACACGGCUUGCAGAGAAGCUUAUGUUAGAGGAGGAGUAUAGAAAAGUCGAGGUCUUGCUGGAGCAGGUCAUGGGAAUAUUAGAUGAGGUCAUGGAUGGGACAGCUGGUAUGUUACGUUUUAGUGCAAAAGUCAUGAAAAACCUAGGAACUGUAAAAUCAAAACAAGGGAAAUCGUCCGCCGGUUUAGCCCUACUAAAUCAGGCGCUAGAAACCUACCGUGAUCUGCAAGAUGAAGAAUCCAAUUUGGAAAUAGCCACCGCCCUUCUAGAACUGGGCAACGGCUAUGUGGUGGGCAAAAACAAUGACGAUGGUGUUUAUGACGAUGCAAUAUCUGCCAUUCGCGAGUUUUUCGAGAAAGACUUUUCUGAUAGUGAAAGCUCAAAUUCUAGUCCAAACAAAUCUGAGCCUUCGUCUCCACAAAAGACAGCGGAAGAAGAAAAGAACAUUGAAGAGGCCGCACAUUGCUACAAGGAAGCUCUUUCCCUCCUUCAAUGUCGGGAAAGUGACGAAAAGGACAGGAUAGUGGUAGCUAAAGCUACCAUGAGGUUAGGUGAUUGCUAUUUCAUGCAGAAAGACUAUGAUAGAGCGUUAGAAUGCUUUGAAAAAUCACUCACCUUGUUUCGUGACACCACAACUCACGGGAGAGAAUUUGUUUUGGAAAAUGCUCAUGUGAUGUGUAUGCUAGGUGUUUCAAGUUUUAUGCUGCAUAUAUAUCCUAGGGCGGCUACAGUAUUUGAACUAGCUCUUCAUUUAGUCAAAUAUGCAUCUGUUCUCAGCAGCACUUAUAUGCACGGACUUAUCAUAUCAUUUAUGGGCAUCACAUUUUACAAAAUGAAAAAUUAUCACAGAUGUGUCUCCAUGUGCUAUCAAGCGUUUGAACUUUUCUGCAAUAUGCACGGCAGCAAACUGCCUCAUCUACCAAGGCAGAAGUUAUGGAUGGUCUGCCAAGUAUUGUAUGUCAUGGGCAACUCGUACAACAUUAUCUCUCUUCACCAGAAAGCCAUCAAAUAUCUUACGGUUGCACGGACAUUGAUGAUGGCUGCCAAAAUGAGGGACCGUAGACAAUUCAUGAGAGUUCUGCAGAUUCUUGGCGAUUGUCAUUUUGCGCAAUAUGAUUACAAAACUGCACUAAGCUACUACAACGAAGCCUUAGAGUAUGGAGAAUGUGAGAGUCAAAUCUCUUUUGAUGAAGUGUUCGACCCAAACACAAUGUCGGAUGAUAUGACUAUGCAUAAUCAGUUGAUCAGCAAGUCUGCCGAGGCACACAUCAGCAUGCAGCAGUAUCAAAACGCUGUACACUACUUGGAACAAGCUCAUGACAUGCAGGAAGUUAUGGGAGAGGACAUCAAAGGCGACCUAAUCAGCACACUCUAUCAACUAGGUCACAUUCAUUCCAUGGCUGGGGAUGUGGACAAAGCCAUAGAGUCGUUUGCAGAGAGCUUGGAGGUGUACAGAGAAAUACACAAGGGUGAACUUGGACCAGAUAUGUCUGUGACCUUAGGAAACCUUGCCACAAUGUGUUACGUGAAAGCAUGUGUAUGUGAAGACAAUGAAGGAGAGCUGGAAAUGAUACUGGCGGCAGAAGAGCAUUUUCAAAAUGCUCUCAAACUAGACCAGAACCCGAGUGUUUGUGUCAAGUAUGGAAACUUCUUGUACAGUCAGGGGAAUUACGACGAUGCCAUUAUGUACUUGGAAGAUGCUCUCAAGAUUGAGGACAUAGACAUCGCGUCCGAUCUCGUGUACGGAGGCCUUGACAAGGUCACCCUGCCAGACUGUUUACAGGAUGAAGUAGACACACAGGAGGAGGUGGUAUUACCUCCGUCAGCUUUGGCAAGAUACAUUCUGAUUCUCUCUCACAAAUAUCUGCACCAAAUGGAUCUGGCAGAGAAACACCUCUUUCUCCUGCUGUAUGAAGCUCUGGAAACUGACAUUCCUAUAUUGUACUCAGUUUUAGGGUAUUCUAUGAUGGAAAUGGGUCUGUUUGAAGAAGCUAUUUGGAGUUUUGGCAUGGCAAUUUCUCUGGAGAAUGAAUACUCGCUAGCAAUAGACAACUACUGUACAUGUUUAUUGAUCUGGACAAUGCGCACACUUCAGCGGGCGAUUGAGAACAUUUGCCUGUACCAUGGAUUAUCUUGUUAUGUGUAUCUAUACUGGUGAUGUGCUCACAGUAUUGAUUUCCACGUGUUUACAAAGCUUUAUCAGCUUAUAUCGCAACACAAACUAUAAAACAAUUGCCAGUCUCAGAUGAGGUGUCAAAGUACAGACCUAUUUAUCACAGUACUAAAUGUUUCUCAUUUUUGAGUUUCAUGACGUCAUCACUUAAACGUAAAGGAAUAAUCAAAUGCCAAUAUACUGCAAUGGCAUUUUCGUAACACAAACAGUGUUGAUAGAUGAAACUCGAUUGUCACAGCUUAAGUUUUUAAAAUUAGACUUCAAAUGCAUGUUUUCCUGUUGUGAAACCUUUUGUCUCAAAAAGAUAUUAUUUCCGUUUUAAGUUGUCAAUGUUCAGGUUAUCUAAUGAUAUUUUGCAUGAAUAAGUUUUUCAAGAGCAAUGAUGAAUCAGCUUGUAAAAUAAUCUAUAUCAGGCAAUUACAUUCCUUUUUAAACCAACAUCAUUCCAUAUUUAAUCCUCGAAAUUUGAAUUCCAUGGAUAAUUCGCAUAUAAAAAAUUAUACUGCUCAUUCCAGAAAAUCCAGACACUGAAAAUGACAAAUGUCCUCGUUCAUAAAAUAUUGUACUAUUUAGAAUUUAUUUAGGAAAAAUGUGGAUAAUUUAACUUUAAACAUGAACACAUUGGCACAAAAAUAUAGGUACAGAUUAUAUGUAACAUGAUAUCUCUCAAUGUCAAGUCAAACUUGGGUAAAAUAUUUUUGGUAGUUCACAGGCUGGUUUGGGGUACAUGUCAAAAAAUUGAAAUAAAAAUAUCUACAAUAAGUACAUUGUAUGUAUUAGAAUUUUAACUUAGGCAAUAUGUGAACUGCUUUGACACGCGCGUUUGCUGUCGUGUCAAAAAUUGAAAUAAAAAGAACUACAUCAAGUAUGUAUUUGAAUUUAACUAAGGCAAUAUGUGAACAUAAAUUGUAUUAAAACAGUUUUCAUAUGAAGUAGUGACAUCUCUAAUCAGAGACACAUUUCCAGAACUUCACUAAAAGCAACUGGAUAGUAAAUAAUCAAUCAACUGAAUUUUGGUAUAAAUAUUGUACAGGCUGUUGUUUAAGUUGUUCUAUUCUAUUUUUUUCCAUUUUCGAGGAUAGAACAACAUUCCAAAUGACAGGUACCCUGAAAACAUGAAUUAUAGAGAAGCUAAAAUUUAAAAAAAUUUCUGCCAAAAAUACACAUUUUUGCUGAAAUAUUUUGUGUAAACAGCAAAACUUCUGAACUAUCGAAAAAUAUAAACAGUGAUUAACAUGUUUUAGAACUGGUUAGUGAGUUUUUAAAACAUGUGAGCCCAAUAAUCAAUACAAAUACAUGAAAUUAUCUUUUAAUCAUCAUUUUUAUCCUCCGGAUAUUACUGUGCAGCUGUUUACAUAUUUAUAAUACAUUGUAUAUAGAUUUAGCACUAGGUAGAUAUCAGUCAUUCUGAUAUAUAUGCAUUAUCUACUCAUUAGGUAAUAAGACUUCAUUUUCAUUCUUUAGAUUUAGACUUACCACUUACUCUGUAUUCAUUCCACUUAAACCAGGCACUCAAAAUAGCACCAAUAGCGUUACAAUAGUCAACAUAUCGAAUGUCUGAUUUAAUGAUGUCCUAUAUAUGUUGUCCUGAUUGGCCAGGGUUGUCCUGAUUAUUAACAUUUUUGUCAAAGUUUUAUUGAUUUUUAACGGUAAUCCUUUUAUUUUGAACGUUUAUGUAUCCACUGCAGCAACAUAUGUACUACAACAGCAAUGAGGAUUGCUAUGGUCUGCUAAACUACACUACAGGCUCUGGAAUUCUGACAGGCUGUCUUAAUUCUUAUGGUAUCAGGCAACUGCUACUCAAAAAUUUGGAGUCUGGCCAUUUUUAGCAGACUAUGUCGACACCAUCAAACAUCUCACAUGGUGGUGUCAUGUGACUAUGUCAAAACAUCUGAGUUGUUAUUGGCAAUAACUAUUGUCAAAGUGAUUGAAAACUUGUCAUUAUUAGCUAUGCCAUUAUAUUGAGAUGUGUCAGGAAUGUUCCUAUAUUAUAUAUCCCUAGAUGUGUACACUCUGUAAUAAUUACCUAUAACAUGUAUAUUGAUACAGAUACACUCAGUCAUGAUUUUGUUGUAAACAUACUGCUCUAUUGAAAUGCCAGUAUUAUUUUGUUGAUAUUGUUUUUUAUAAUUGAUAUUUUUACAUUAGUCACAUGAUUACCAUGUUAUUUAGUGAAGACAUAUUAUAUCAUAUAUUUUGCAAAUGAACUAAAGUAAUAUUACCUAUUAAGAUGUCAUAUGAUGAUGAAAAAACAUCAAGAAUAUAUAAUGUCUGCUAAUGGAUAUAACAGAGUUAGACAAUGUGAGAGGGUGAGUGUGUUUUCGUGAUACAUUUGUAUUUGUAAAAAAUGUCUAGUUAAUGUGAUAAAACGGAACAUCAAUUUAUUUCCAUUCCAUAUGAAAUUGUUAAAAUUCACCAAAAAUUACAUGUGGAAUAGAUAUUGUCUUAAUUAGUGAAUAUAUUUUCAUCAGUUUUGUGUAUAAAAUGUGUGAUGUUGAUUUAUACACCAAAUUUAUCAUCAAGUUAUAGUCUAAGAAUUUUUCAAUAGAUAUUCAGUCAUUUUUCAGGUAGAUGUGAAAAUUUUUUCAUCACUAAGAUAUUAACAGAUUUCUUAUGCGUCUUGUUGAUCUUGUUUUAGAACCCUGUAACACUGCCACCAUUUGUCGAACAAAAGUUUUGAAUUAUGUUAUUUAUUUUGUUCCACAUCAUGAAUCUCUACUGCUUUUUAAAGAUAUUUAAAUUUAAAUUCAGGUAAAGCCAAUUUUGUAUCAAAAGUCAACUGCUUGGAGGACCAAAACCUUGUCUAUUAACACAGGUUCUGAGGUUAAUGAAAUAACAUUGAAAUACUUUUUACACAGUAAGUCCCUUAACAGAAUGGUCAUGUAUUUGACAAAUCGAUAAAACUACACACCAAUGUAAUCAACUGAAGACUCUGCUUUGAAAAUACUGAUUUAUACAACAUCAAAGCAUAGAACAUAAGUCAUACUUUUAUAAAAGAUCAACAAUGGUUAAUUUAUUUUUUCUUUCUUUUAACUUUAACAUAUAAUCAUUAUCAUAUAUUUAAUGAAAACAUUUUUUCGUCUUGAGAGUAUUUUGGGUCUACUUAUGGAAGAAUAAAUUGUUAACUUUAGGAACACCAAUUGCAAGUUUUUACAGUAACAGAACCAAUCAAUAUCUUUCCGUUGAUGUCUUUUCUUUAUCUGUGUAAUAAUUUUCAAUAAAAAUGUGAAACUUUUUUUUAAAUCAUUAAGCUUAUCAUACUCUAAUGCACUUGGGUCCCCAAUUAAUCGUUUGGAGAUGUAUUAUGUAAAUAAUGCAGCUGUACAUUUUUGCCAUCUGUGAUUGAUUAUUAAUGUGAUAUUGAUGUAAAAUAUGUAUAGUUAAUUUAAUAUAAAUUUUAUGCAUCUUUUCAAUAAGAUAAUUUGUAAUUCACAUUUCUACAAUGUUUUGCUUUCUAUAUAUAUCCUUUCUACAAUAGAUUAAAGUCAUAAAAAUUGGUUCUUUAUUUAACACACAAAUUAUAAGCAAUUUUAGCAUAGUCAAACAAAAACAAAAUAUCACUGUUGUAUGCCAAAAUCAUUCACAAAAAAAUGUGUUAAAAUUUCCUAUUUUCCUUUUAAUGCUAUCAAUUUUUCAAAGCAUACAACAAUUCUAAAGAGUAAGAAAACAGUACAUUGUAUAUGUAAAAAGAUGAGAAACAAUGAAAAAUUAACUAAAACUUAUAUUUGUGAAUGAAAGAAGAUACAAUGCUGAAAUGUCAUAUCUUAAAGUAAAUAUAUACAACUUUAAUGAAAAACCAAUAAUUAUUAUCUUCACUUUGAUGUUAGAUACAAAACCAAUUGAUGUAUAAUAUUGAAAAAGUAUAAAGAAUUUUAUAUAUAACUAUAUUUCCUUUACAGGUUUUGUAAAGCAAAAUAAGCAUGCAAUGUGUGUGAUUCAGAUUAUCAAAUAAGAGAAUAAGAAGGUAGGAUGAAAUUUUACAGAUAAACUGUAUGUAUAAAAGUCAAUAAAAUAAAGAGUAACCAUAUAAAA